CGUGUCACGCCGAUAUGCCUCCCCCAGCCUGAUUUAAAAAUCCCUCCAUGGACCAACUGUGCUGUUGCUGGCUGGGGAAAAACAAAAGAAAGGGGGCGUCUUUCUACAGUCCUGAGAGAAGUCCACCUUGGGUUGGUAGAACAAGCCAAGUGUAAAUACACGCUAAGGACGAUCAUAAGCUCAUUUGCAAAACAGAAACAAAGAUUGUCCAAUGCAGGUAUGACAGUUCUUUGUGCUGGACCAGAAGAAGGAGGAAGAGACGCCUGCCAGGGAGACUCCGGGGGUCCUCUGGUAUGUCCUACAGGGUCAGGAAAUGGUAACUGGGUUGCACUGGGAAUAACCUCCUGGGGUAAAGGCUGUGGAAGGAGCUGGGGACGUAACAGCCGCCGGACUCCAUCAAAGAGAGGAUCUCCUGGGAUUUUCACUGAUGUCAGGAUGCUGCUACCCUGGAUCAAGCAGAAGCUGAGGCAGGCUGAGCAGCAGCAGCAAAACACAUCGGGACUUUGCAGCGUAAGAGAUGGGCUGCUCUCUGAAAACCAAGGUUGGAUCAGGAACCCCAGUCUUCCUAACACCCACUAUGAUAAUAACCAGUUGUGUUUGUGGAGCAUCAUUGUUCCUCCAGGUUACAGUAUUCUCCUGGAGUUUGAGCAUUUUGAUGUGGAAAAUGACUCUUCUUGUCUGUAUGACCGGCUCACAGUCUCAGGAUCAACCCACAGGCCUGUUGCAAUACUCUGCGGUCAGUUAUUACCAGGCCCAGUGCUUCUACAGAAUUCCCAGAAUGCAAUGCUGCUUUUCUCCUCUGACAUUAACAGAACAGGGCAAGGCUUUGCAAUCAGGCAUCGAGGCGUCAAGGGACACUUUCCUCCAGCAUGUGGGAUCCUUGUUCUGGUUGAGGAUCAGGUUUCAAUCCAUACUCCAAAUUACCCACAAUCCUAUGGUGAUAACUGUACGCUCCGCUGGGUCAUCUACGCUCCUCCUGGACAGAUAGUUAAGCUGGACUUUGCUGAUUUUGACCUCGAGGAAUCAGAGAGAUGUUUGUAUGAUUCACUGACAGUUCUAGGAGACAUUGAAGGACACCAAGAGAUUGCUGUGUUGUGUGGUGGUAGCGUCCCUCCUGCAGUCCUUUCCUUCUCCAGCGUCAUGCUGCUUCAUUUCACCUCAGACAGCAGCAUCCCUCACAGGGGCUUCAGGGCAGCACUGACAUUCAUCAGGAUCGAAGUCUCCCUCCUCCGGCUGAGGACGGGCGGCUCAUGGUUCUCUACUGAGGUCCGGUCCAGUCAGCGGCCCAGGAGAGGACACUUCAUACCCCCCCUCCAUUGGGCCAGCGAGCCAGUGGGCUGGGUGAACUCUCACCACACCCAGUACCUCAGAGACCGUGAUUUUAGCUUCUCCUCCUGCUAA
This is a messenger RNA of Cyprinodon variegatus (sheepshead minnow), 1401 nucleotides long. RefSeq names its product ovochymase 1. Lineage: Eukaryota; Metazoa; Chordata; Actinopteri; Cyprinodontiformes; Cyprinodontidae. The coding region runs from base 220 to 1401 and encodes 393 amino acids. Gene Ontology annotation, molecular function: serine-type endopeptidase activity. The record is from RefSeq and is a predicted model, not a curated record. The transcript is spliced from 12 exons. Gene Ontology annotation, biological process: proteolysis.